Molecule: messenger RNA, 5877 nt
Organism: Xyrauchen texanus (razorback sucker)
Lineage: Eukaryota; Metazoa; Chordata; Actinopteri; Cypriniformes; Catostomidae
Product: sodium/potassium/calcium exchanger 3-like
Exons: 17
Coding region: 207-2177 (656 amino acids)
Biological process (GO): calcium ion transmembrane transport; intracellular calcium ion homeostasis
Cellular component (GO): membrane
Molecular function (GO): calcium, potassium:sodium antiporter activity; calcium channel activity
Source: RefSeq, a predicted model, not a curated record
ACCAAAUUGACGCAUCCAUGGGGCGCGCGCAGCAUCUUUAUUUUUCCACAUUACAAUUUGAAGUCAUAUAGGGAGAAAUAUAAACAUAAACGCAAAAAUACACGUUCGGUAUUUCAUCUUUGGGCUUAAAACUCUCACAGCCCGCGUCAAUAGCACCAUAUCAGUUUUAUAUUUGUAUCUCAUAUCUUAAGCGUCGAGCUGUGGUGAUGGAUGUGGAUGCCUGUAUUCGCGAGUGGAAUCGACCGCUGCAAGUGAUGCUCCAGCAGAAGAAGAUCAAAGCACGGAGGAAAAAGCGCAAGGAGUUGUUCGGGGGACAGAUGUGCUUCAUGGGUCUGCUGCUGCUCGCGGUGUCAAGCUUGUCCAAUUUGGCCGGAAAAUCCGGUAAUCUAGGCAUAUCCAGUCACUCUACUGAGGACAGUGAGAAGUGGGAGAGUCGCCGGCUGCUGCAGGACUUUGACAUUGACAGCAACUAUACUGAUGAUGUGCAGAUUGGACCCAAUGCCAAAAAGAACUGCACACCGCCUGGUAUACACGAGUUCCCUGAUGAUAUUUUCACCUACCAGGAGCGAAUGGAGGGGGCCGUAGCCUUGCACGUUCUAUGUGCCAUGUAUAUGUUUUACGCACUGGCAUUGGUGUGUGAUGACUACUUUGUGCCUUCCCUUGAGAAGAUCUCUGAGCGUCUUCACCUUAGUGAGGAUGUAGCAGGAGCCACGUUCAUGGCAGCAGGCAGUUCAGCUCCUGAGCUUUUCACCUCGGUCAUAGGUGUGUUUAUCACCAAAGGAGAUGUGGGAGUGGGGACAAUAGUGGGCUCUGCUGUCUUCAAUAUUCUCUGCAUCAUCGGAGUGUGUGGGAUCUUUGCUGGACAGGUAGUACGGCUCUCAUGUUGGACAUUAAUGAGAGACUCCGUGUACUACACUAUCUCAGUGGCCACUCUGAUCGUGUUCAUCUAUGACGAGAAGGUGACAUGGUGGGAAUCGCUCAUCUUAGUACUGAUGUACCUAGUUUACAUUUUAAUUAUGAAUUUUAACUCGCGGGUGGUUCAUUACAUUGAGCGGCGGAAAAAGAACUCUGCAAAUCUGGGUAACGGCACAGCGAGUAACACAGACAUUGACGAUGGGUCUGACGCUACUGUCGUGCUGCUUAAGAAAGCAAAUUUCCACAGGAAAUCAUCAGUGCUGAUGGUGGAUGAGCUUCUGUCUGCAUACCCUCAUCAGCUGACCUUCUCUGAGGCCGGAAUGAGAAUCAUGAUCACCAGCCACUUCUCCCCUCGCACACGCCUCUCGAUGGCCUCCCGAAUGCUCAUCACAGAGAGGCAGCGCCUGAUACAUGGUCAUUUCAGUAAUGGGGACUCAGAGGUGACAGUGAAUAUCCCAGGGAAGCGUGGGGUGGAGAAUGGGCUGGCAGGACCAGACAAAGGCCUGAAUGGGCGAAAGGGAGUUCACCAUGAGGACGACAGUAGAGGGGCUGAAGCUGGCACUGACACAGAAAAUGAGAACAAUGACAACGAUGAGGAGGAAGAAGAGGAAGAUGAGAACAAGGGACCCUUCCAUCCAUUACGCUGCCCCGGUGGGUGCUUGGAUAAGCUAAUGUGGCUGCUGGCCUGGCCACUUAGUCUGCUGUUGUUCUUCACCGUGCCCAACUGUGCUGUGCCUCGCUGGGAGCGCUGGUAUAUGGUCUCAUUCAUCAACUCCACCCUCUGGAUCGCUUCCUUCUCUUACAUCAUGGUGUGGAUGGUCACAGUGAUUGGUUACACAAUGGGCAUCCCUGAUGUCAUCAUGGGUAUCACUUUCUUGGCUGCUGGCACCAGCGUUCCUGACUGUUUGGCAAGCCUUAUUGUGGCACGGCAAGGGAUGGGUGACAUGGCAGUGUCCAACUCCAUUGGCAGUAAUGUGUUUGAUAUCCUUAUUGGGCUUGGUCUGCCCUGGACCCUGCAGACUUUGGCAAUAAACUAUGGCUCCACAAUUCACCUGAACAGCAAAGGCCUCAUUUUCUCUGUUGGGUUGCUGCUGGCAUCAGUGUUUCUCACAGUUCUUGCCGUACAUCUGAAUAAGUGGAAAUUAGACAAGCGGUUGGGUUUCAUAUGUUUGCUGAUGUAUGCUGUCUUCCUAUGCUUCUCCAUCCUCAUCGAGUUCAACAUAUUCACCUUUGUCAAUCUGCCCACCUGCCGCGAGGAAUAAGAUCAUGUCUUUUCUCGACACUCCUUCUUUGACCUUGUGAGGACGAUUGCCCAAGUCCUCCGUCAAAGGCAGAUCGGUUGUCGUUCUGAAGGAAUAUUUAUUUACUGAUCUAGUUGUUCCUCUCUUUUUUCUUUCUAAUGGGUGCAAUAUGGAUGGAAUCUCUGGGUCUGUGGUGUUUUUUACAACAGAGAAGAGAAUGGAGCAUUUGCGUGUCCUGUUGAUGUAGACACUUCUGAAUGGACGGAAAAUUUUUAAAAGAUGACUACUGCCUGGUUUGAUGUGAAUACUUUUGUUUUUCAAAUAUUUUGCAUAUAACAUUUAAAAAAAAUAUAUGAUUUAAAUGUAUUUUAUGAUGAUAUUUGUUUUAUUAGCUGCUAAUUGACAGAAAAAAAGGCUGGACUUAUUAUUAUAAAUGUUGGAAAAUUUAUAGAUUUAUGAAGAUUCAUUAGGGAAAUUAUUUUGUGCUGAAAGGUUCUGGUGACCUAUAGUAAAUACUUGUGAACAAUGCUUAAGUGGCAGACCAGGCAAAUGGAGAAUCCUCUAUUUUAUUUGGGCAUUAUUCAAGUCACUACUUUCAACCUUCAUAUCACAGAGGAGAAUAUGUUUACUUUGCAGAAGAGGGAAUAAAGGUGACAAAGUUUGUAAUAGAUCAUAUCAGAUCAACUUUCAGUAAAAGAGCUUUGCACCACUUUGUCCCGAUUUAGGAAUUGUUGCUUUUAGGAAGAAAAUAGGCAUUUGUUUGCACCUGUGUGGAUGCUAUGACAUACUACCAACAGUUACAUAUUUAUGUUAAUUAUUCUUGUGUGAAAUAGGGGGUUCCUAUAGAUGUGUUUAUGAACUUUUUUUUUGUUGUCUCUAACACUCUGUAUAUAUUGAAACAGAGAAAGAUUUAUUUAAUAAUUUAUUGUAAACUAUUUAUGCUCAUAAUUUCCUAUGACUUACUGAAACAAAACCAACCCACAGCUGUCCCAAAGAAGAGACUGUUCUUGUCCUUUAGAGCUUUGUGUAUCCGCCUUUACUACUGGAUUCUUUCUCCUGCAACUCUAGGAAUUAUGCACCCUUUUAGAUGCACCUUUGACUUCAUACGUAAAACCGUUUCUACUAUUUGAUACAUGUGUGACAUGACAUUAGAAGUAAUUGUAGUGAUUUUUUAACACAAUCUUUGGUAGGCAAGUAAGAAAAAAUAUAAAUACAUAGAUAUAUUUUAUACUUAACUGUUCUGACAUUUAAGACCGGCCCAAUCCCUAUUUAAAGUGGAUGAACUGAGCGAGCCACAAACCUAAGAAGCUGAUUAGCAGGAACGCGUCCUGGUAAAAUGAAGCUAACGUCUAUGUAAUGUUGAUAAGACUGUUUCAACAGUUCUGUGUAAGUAAAACCUUAGCUGUAUAUCAAAAAGAGCCUAUGGAAGCUUGCUCUAAAUGAGGUCAAGUCAUUUUCUGUUAGCACACCACUCUAAUCUUUAUGAAUGUUUUUAUUUUUUCUUCAAUGAAUCCUCUUGACAGAACACAGAUUAUGUUAAAGGAUACAGUUAAUAAUAUGGAUUUCAGAAGUUCUUUGUGCUUUUGUGUCUGUCUGAAAGUCACUGGGGCUCAUUUCUUAAAUACUUUUUAAAGGAUGCCUUUGGUUCUGGGGAUCUCAAAUAGACAGCACCACAAUGCAUCACAGCUGUAUGCUUUUAACUGUGACACAAUAUGUGGAUGUGUGGACUUUCAAGCCUAUUUAUUCUCUCUCCUCAUAGAGGUUUUCAGUGAGCUGAAAAAGUAUUGAUUAGAUGGACUGUUUUAGUCUAGUUAGCAACUUCAUGCAGCAUUCCUCGUCUAAAGGCACACUGCAGGGAAAUUUGCGAUUUAUGCACUGGGUGAUAUUGGGUGUCUUAUUGUGUCAUAUUUUAAGAAUAGAAUUUAGGUGCAAUAGAAACAUAUCUUAGAGUAUUGCGGCAAAAGUAUUUUGAACAUAAAGAAACUUUGUAUUUUUGUAAAGCAAAAUGUUUAGAAAUGUUUUCUGCUUUUUAAAGUCUGUAGGAUGUGCUUCAAGUGAUUCAGCAUAUUUAUUCUUUAGCUCAUUUUUAAUUUUUUUAUUUGUCAGCUUACUGUUGAAGUUCUGAGUACUUUUAGCAUGUUUAAAGUGAAAGGUCACGGUUUAUACAGAAAUUAUUUUAUCACUAAUGUUAAAAAGAAAGACAAUGUUUCCAUGGGUUGACAGAGAUUAUAUUAGAUAUAAAAAUUCCAUCUCUAGAGCAGAUCACUAAGAAAAUGGAUAUACUUAAUUUACUUACCAAAAAUACAACAGCAGGUCUAGGAAUUGAGUAAUGUGCUGUUUCUGAUAAAUAUAAGCUGGGUAUAACAUAAGUAGAGUGUACAGUACGGGGCUUUGUUUGGAUGCUGAAUAUUGUUAGUUUAUUUUUUUUUUUUCUAAAAGCAGGGUAGGAGUGUGUGAGGAAAGCAGGGUUUAAUUAAACAUUUCUUUUAUUAAAUGCAAUAAUGUUUAGAUUAAUUACUGUGUUUGUAUCUUUUCUUGUAAAUCCUAAACAUACCACAUCACAUUCUUUGAGUCAUACAGUUUGUUACUUCUACAUUUCAGCAAGUUUUGAAGAAGUUUGUGGACUCUAUGCUUUAUAUUAUUGGUAGUUAAAAGUGCAACAAAUUGUCUUUCACUGCAACUCUCCAAAAUGUUCAAAAUUUAUGAUUGGGAGAUAUUCUGAAAAAUGAAUGCAGUGUUUAAGGUUUCAAUACCAGCCAUAUACUAAAGGCUGGAAAACAAGUCUACAGAUUCAAAGAUUACCACUGCUAUUUGGUCAUCACUUCUGAAAAUGAAAGUGAUGGCAUUUGUUUAUAUGCAUAAAUAAUAAUAACAACAAUAAUAAUAAUAAUGAAGAGGUCACGCGUCGCACAACCAAUUAACCCAUAACUAAACAAGUUUCCCCUCAAAUGUACUUGUCUGCUGAUGACUUCAUGGAUUUUGACAUGUUUGAAACAGAAAUGUGACUCAUACAGGGUGAUGCAUUGCUGAUGUAUAUAAAAUAUACAUACCUGAAAAUGUCUUUUUUUUUGUCUGUUGACAAUUUUUCAUAGAUUCUGUACAAUGUUUAAGUCUUUUAUUUGUUUCGUUUUGUUGUUGUGUUGAGGUUUGAUUCAAUAACCUUGGUUUGCAAACUCGCAUGGGAUAUUUUAUUAUAAAUAAUGAUUUAUGUUCAUGACUAAUAGAUAUUGUUGAGCACUGGACAGACAGCUGUGUAAUUAGACUUCUUAGAUUAUUGCAUUUUGUUUUGUUUUUUUUUUCAAAGGAAAACUGAUGGGCUUUUGAUUCAUCAAUGACAGCAUGAAGUACACAAAAAAAUUAUAUUUUAGCCUAUUUUUAAGAUUUACACAUUUCAAUUUCAUAACAAAAUUCCAUUUAACUGUUUAAUGUUUAACUAAAUUAAAUUAAUAAAACUUAAAAUAUAUAUAUUUUUUAAAGAUUACUCAAUUCAAUUUGAUGACAUUUGUUAUAAAUUUGAAAUGUGUAAAUCUUAAAAAUAGACCAAUUUUUUAUUAUUAUUAUAAUUAUUAUUAGUGUAUAUUUCACUCAGAGUAACAGAUGUCUUCUGCAUUUCAGAAAUCAUAAGAACGAAUAUUGGUUGGCUUUAUGUACUAAAUUAUUUUGUUCAGGUGUAUAUUAGAGUACGUGUUUUGCUAGUUGAGCAUAAUUAAAAUGAUCUUUG